ACGACGAAGAAUGUGAAGAAAGGAAAAUUCAAUUGUCUACUUAUGGUAUCAAGGUUGAGAGUGAUGGUUCAGAAUUGUUUGGUAACUCACAAACACAUCAAGAAACAGAAUCGUGUGUAGAAAACGAACGAGUUACGGAACAAGGUGUUUCUGCAGUUCACAUUAAAGAAACACAAAGUUCAGAUGGAGAAAGCAACAGUGUUGCUCAUACUGGUAGUCAGCUUGCUUCUGAGCCAUUGGGUAGUACUGAAUUUGGUAUGAGCGCGUCCAAACCGGUUGAUUUAACAGAAGAUAAAACUACUGAUGAAGGAAACCAAGACACAAUCAGUACGGGUACUCAGCUUGCUUCUAAAGUAGUGGACAGUAUUGUUAAUUCAUCAGAGGUUGAUAUCAGAACAUUCAAACCGGUUGACGUAACAGGAGGCUCUACAACUGGUGACAACCACGACACGAUUAGUGCGGGAAUAAAAAUUGAGAAAAAUGUGGAAGGUGUUCCAAGCACAUCUUCUGAUUCCCAGCCUGCAGAUGACGGAUCCAAAGAGACUGCCCUGUGGUAUAUUCAUGUAUUAUUAGUCCGUGGACUGCCUCCACGGGAAGCUGGGAAUCUGAAGCAGCUGUUGAUCAUGACACUGGGGCACUUGGGCCACAGGAUCAGACCUAGACAGAAGGGUGAUAAAGUUUUGUAUGUGCAUUUCAAAUCUGAAGAUGAAAUGAAAAUUGCCCAAAGUCUUCUCCACAAUCAGAAUUUCUUGGGAUACACCUUGAAUGCAAAGGUGGUGAGUAAUGAACAACAGAAACGGAAAGCUUUGAUGAUUGAUGAAGAUUAUUAUCCACUGGCGAAGAAGAUUAAACCAGACCCUGAAGCACAUGACAUGAAGAAGAAACAGAAACAAGAAACCAGUAUGUUGCAGUUCAUCGAUGGGCCAUAUGGAGCCCAGCUUCACAGAAAAUCAGAGGAUCUUUAUAUGAAGCUACAGAGAAUAGCAAAACUUUUGUGUCGGCAUUACCCUAAAUAUGAUCGCAUGAUUAGCAAGAGAGAAAUGAAGUACCAAGGAUUAAUAUGCAUCUUGGAUAGAUUCAUUGGCUGCCCCCCUGAAGAACGUUUUGCAAUCAGAUGCAAAUUUUCUGUAGGAAUUGAUGAUGAGACUGGACUGCUUGUAGUGGGCUUCCACACUGGCGGUGGUAAGGUGAAUAAGGUCUCUUCAGUGAAUCACAACUUUCCUCCCCAUGUGGUACAGGCCGCACAGGUUUUUGAGGAUGCAAUUCAAGGAAUGGAGAAGGUAUCAGACAAAGAUGGCAUAGUCCAGUACAAGUUCUGGCAUGAGCUUGUUAUACGCACCAAUCAUGCAAGAGAUCUGAUGUUCAUGGUGUAUGUUCAGAGUCCACAAGAAACAGCAGAAGAAAGGAUGAAGCACUUGCAUGAAGAGUUAAAAGUGUUCUUUGAAAGUGAAGAUGCAAAGAAGUGUCGAAUAACCUCAAUCUACACCAAAGUCACACACACUCCUGCUUACAUCGCCCAACAGUUGACACUGGCAGUGGGGUCACCCUACCUUGAAGAAACAGUUCUGGAUCUGAAAUUCCAACUUUUGCCGUCAAUGCACUUCUGGAAUAACAUUCAUGCAGCAAAGAUGGUCUGCAAAGGCAUUGGUGAUUUGCUGGCCCUUUCAAAGAAAAUUACAGUGUUGGAAGUGGGCUGUGGUUUUGGCUUGAUUGGACUGUAUUUGUCAAAGAUGGCUGGAGAAGUCCUGAGUAUGGAUGCAGACCACUUUGUUGCAGAGGCUAGGAAACAUGCAGAACUUAAUGGAGUCACAGGCUGCCAAUAUUUUGGUGGCAAACCAGAGGAGGUUCUCCCUACAGUUGCUACAAAGAUAACUUGCAACAAGGCCUGUGCUAUCGUGAUCAGCAGUUCUAAUCACUCCUCUACUUGUGCCAAGGCAAUGAAGGAACUGAGAAGAAUUCCACAAGUUAGACGAGUGGUGUUGGUAACAGAGAUGUUUUAUUCACGCUUUAGUCCCAUAAUGACAUUGAGUAAACCUACCACUGCAAAUGAUAUGGGUUAUCCCUUCUUUCCACUGAGGGCAAUUCCAGUGGACACAAAGCCUAAUGGGAAAGGUUACAUGCUGCUAAUCCUGAUGGAACGCAUUGGACUCUUCAGCCUCCUCAAGACACCAGGCCCUCCACAUGAGAAGUCAGGGAAGACAAAGGAGUUCUGGGGUUCAGGAAGAGCAGCAUCAAGAAUGUGGAGACCAUAUGAAGUGGAGGCAGAGUAUACCGAGCUCUUAUUGAGAGGCACUGGAUACACAUGAUGGGUCAUUUACUUUGAAUUUUUUCCAACACAGGUGACAGGUGGGAAAAGCAAAGUUGAUACUGGUAGGGGCAGAGGAUUGUGUUCAAGGAUACUCCAGCCCAGUCAAGUUCCUCUGGACAACACCAGCUGGCAGUGCAUAGUGCUUAAUGGUGGCGUGUUGAGUGUUCUGAGGAAGGGAGAGAGCUGUGACCUCAGAAUUAAUGUUUAUUUUGGAGAAACAAAGUAAUGUGACAGAUGACAUUGAUAAGAAAAUUGUAAUUUCUUGAUACCUAAUGUUUGACUUAUGACUAUAGCAGAGCUCCAAA
Molecule: messenger RNA, 2613 nt
Organism: Zootermopsis nevadensis
Lineage: Eukaryota; Metazoa; Arthropoda; Insecta; Blattodea; Termopsidae
Product: tRNA (uracil-5-)-methyltransferase homolog B
Molecular function (GO): RNA binding
Source: RefSeq, a predicted model, not a curated record